AUGGCGAACUCGGCAACCCUCUUCCCACCCCCACCACUGGACUCCGCAAAGGCGCCCAUAGAGAAUGUGUUAGACCUGACACCGGUGGUUGACGUGGGGAAGGAUGUAUUUACCAAUACACGACCUCUCUGGCAUCCGCCCGGAGCGCGGGGCAUCUACGGCGGUGCCGCAAUCGCCCAGUCUCUCGCCGCUGCGAUGCGGACCGUUCCCGCCGACUUUGCUGUGCAUAGCAUGCAUUGUUACUUCCUCCUCGCCGGUGACUCGGAAAUCCCUAUACUAUACCACGUGGAACGAGUGCGUGACGGAAGAAGCUUUAUCGCACGAACAGUUCAGGCCAAGCAACGCGGUCGACCAAUCUUCACCACAACCCUGAGUUUCAGCAAGGCCAACAGCGGUGGCAAGAAGAAGCUGGAACAUGCUUCAUCCAUGCCACCGGUCACUUUGCCGCAGGAUUCCGGAUCGGGCUCAAAUCAAAGAAUCGAAAAGUCGGGCGGUGGUCCGUUUGAGUCGCAAAAAGCGGGGGUUGUCGACAACAACUUACCUCCGCAGGAGAAGAGAACCAGACGAUUUAUGAGGUCACGAGGGAGAAUAUCCGACGCGGGUGGCCAUCAUGCCCAUCUUUCCGCCCUUGCAUAUAUGACCGACAGUUACUUCAUUGGCACCGUGUCCAGGGUUCACAACAUCCCACGAUUCUCUUCGCCCGCUGAACUUCAGAAGGUUCUGAAUGCGCUCAAAAAUCCAUCGGAUCUAGAUGACGAAGACAUUGCGCGUGCCCUUAAGGAGCUGAAGGAGGAAGAAGCCGCGGAUCUACGCCGUCGAUUGGAAGGCGCUCUACACAGAGCCACCAACCAACCGCCCCAGGAACGCAAGGAAGUUGGCAUGCUGGUCAGUCUUGAUCAUUCGAUCCACUUCCACAACCCUUGGGCGUUCCGGGCAGACGAAUGGAUGCUUACAGAGAUGGAGAGUCCCUGGGCUGGAGAGGGACGAGGCUUGGUGUUGCAAAAGAUCUGGUCCAAGGAUGGCAUCUUGAUCGCCACAUGCACCCAAGAGGGAGUCGUGCGACUCAAGCAAGAUGAGCCACCUCGGUCGAAGAUCUAA
Molecule: messenger RNA, 1098 nt
Organism: Aspergillus ibericus CBS 121593
Lineage: Eukaryota; Fungi; Ascomycota; Eurotiomycetes; Eurotiales; Aspergillaceae
Product: acyl-CoA thioesterase II
Exons: 4
Coding region: 1-1098 (365 amino acids)
Biological process (GO): acyl-CoA metabolic process; fatty acid catabolic process
Cellular component (GO): peroxisomal matrix
Molecular function (GO): fatty acyl-CoA hydrolase activity
Source: RefSeq, a predicted model, not a curated record